Molecule: messenger RNA, 1645 nt
Organism: Gastrolobium bilobum
Lineage: Eukaryota; Viridiplantae; Streptophyta; Magnoliopsida; Fabales; Fabaceae
Product: E3 ubiquitin-protein ligase RHF1A-like
Exons: 8
Coding region: 163-1365 (400 amino acids)
Molecular function (GO): ubiquitin-protein transferase activity
Source: RefSeq, a predicted model, not a curated record
CCGUCUGAAUCGGAUUUUACCUGCAUUUUCUCCCUCCUUUCCUCUGUCUCUUCUUUCCUUUAAUCCUUUUUUUUUCUUUGACCUUUUACUCACACACUCUCUCUAUCUCCAUCCAUUUCUAGGGUUCUUCUUCUUCUUCACCAAACCACUGUGCAGCUAACCAUGGCAAAUUUGACAUCCUUAUCUUCAUGUUCCCCUCCUCCGUCUGUGUCACGCAUUCCAUCCUUUUCAGCUUCAUCGUCUUCUGCAGCUUUCGACGACUCUUCUGAGGACUCCUGCAGUAUAUGUCUAGAGCCCUUCGGCAUCCAUGACCCAUCCACUGUUACCUGUUGCAAACAUGAAUAUCACCUGCAUUGCAUUCUUGAGUGGUCACAGAGAAGCAAAGAGUGCCCAAUAUGUUGGCAAUCACUUGCUUUGAAAGACCCUGCCAGCCAAGAGCUUCUAGCUGCAGUGGAGGCUGAAAAAAGCUUGAGAUCAAGAAACAUAUAUUCAUCUUCAUUCACUAAUUCUCGCAUCCCCCUUGAACGGCUUAUUGAUGACAAUGAUGAUUCUUGCUCAGAUGACUCUGAUUUUGAUGAACAAAUUAUGCAGCACCUAGUUGCUGCUGCAAGUAGAGCUCGUUUUGUUCAGAGACGGGAAAGGCAGAGAUCAUCUGGAGCGGGUCCAUCAGAGGUUCUUGUUUUUGAAUCUUCUGCGCAUGUGUCCACGGUGCAACGAACACUUACAACUUCACCAUCUGGUGGUAGUUCACCAACUUCUGGCAUACCAUCUGCAGUUGACAUUCAACCUCCAACAUCUGCUUUUUCCCCUAUUGUGGAUGAGGUUGCAAGAAAUACUAGUCCUGAGAGUGAUGUCCCCUACAGACCCAGAGUUCUCUAUCCCCAGCCACCGCCUGAGAGUGUGAGGAGACUUAACACUUCUGAGAUGUUCUCCCUUCCUGAAUCCUUCAAAACCAAAUUUUCUGCUGCUUCAGCCAGAUAUAGGGAAUCAAUUUCAAAAAGUACCCGAGGCCUUAAAGAGAAACUACUUGCACGUAAUGCCUCAGUAAAAGAGCUGAGCAAAGGUGUUCAGCGUGAGAUGAAUGCAGGCAUAGCUGGAGUUGCACGGAUGAUAGAACGCCUUGACCUUACCUCAAAACGGUCCAGUUCACCUCUCAUUCCUGUCCAUACUGGGGGAACUUCGGGCUUCCCUGAAGAAGGAAAGUUUGUCGAAGAGAAUGGCAUUGGGCAUUCUCCUAAUGAAGAGAAUGGAGAUUUGGUUCAUGAUGUUAGUUCAGAUGCUCCCUCACUUGUUUCUAGCAUGGUUGGUGGUCGAAUGGAAAUUCCUCAAUUUGUUCAGAGUGGGCAUGAUGCUGUGAAGAUUUAGCUCGGGAAGAUCAACUAUUUUAUGCUGUCUCACUUGUCCAAGAAGUGCAAGAGACGACUUUGAUAACCAAUGUACCUGUUGGUAUGCGUCCUGCAUUGUUAUCAAUGGUCAAUCAUUUGUAGGAGUUAAAAACAUGUAAUGAUCUAUUUAUAGAGCCUGCGGUUUCUUCUGUUGGAAGAUUAUUUAAUGCACUUAUAUUAGAUAUAGUUUCAUGGAUCCGUAUCUAUGUUUAUCGUUUUUUUAUUUUUCCUUUACAUGCCAAUACAUGAUUUCGCUUUAA